Molecule: messenger RNA, 582 nt
Organism: Zygosaccharomyces rouxii
Lineage: Eukaryota; Fungi; Ascomycota; Saccharomycetes; Saccharomycetales; Saccharomycetaceae
Exons: 1
Coding region: 1-582 (193 amino acids)
Cellular component (GO): methionyl glutamyl tRNA synthetase complex
Molecular function (GO): tRNA binding
Source: RefSeq, a predicted model, not a curated record
AUGGCUCGAAGAUUUUUAAACGUACGGUCUAAUCUCCUUACUGGCUUAACUAUUGCAAGAAGGUACCAUUUCAAUUUGGUCAAUUUAAAAGUUGGGAUUACGAGGGAAGUGGCUUUGCAUCCUCAUUCUGAUAAACUAUACGUAUCACAAAUACAAUUGGCCUGCAAUGAAACUAAACAAGUUUGCAGUGGAUUGAGAGGGAUAAUCCCCAAAGAAUCAUUUGAGAAUAAGUUGGUGGUUGUAGUGGAUAAUAUGAAAAAAUGUAAACUUAGGAGAGAAGUAAGUGAAGCAAUGGUGUUAUGUGGCCAAGGAUCUGAAGGUGAUGUACAACUGUGCAGACCUGCUAAUGAUUCAGAAACUCUAUUGGGUCGCAACAUCUUGUUAGAAGGUCCGGGGGAAUCGGAACUUCCUCCGACCAGAAAGAUCAAGCCAAAGGAAUGGGAAUCCAUUAGCUCGAGACUGUACGUUGGUGAUCAAAAUGUCGUUGUAUAUAGACAAGAAGAUGGUGUGGAAAAAAGGCUACUCGUUGAUGGUGUGCCCAUAGUUGUUGAUGAUCUUCCUAGAGGAAGCGCCGUUCGAUAG